Messenger RNA from Schistocerca gregaria, 10200 nucleotides. RefSeq lists its product as uncharacterized. The record is from RefSeq and is a predicted model, not a curated record. The transcript has 2 exons. The coding region runs from base 169 to 10200 and encodes 3343 amino acids. NCBI's taxonomy places the organism in Eukaryota, Metazoa, Arthropoda, Insecta, Orthoptera, Acrididae.
GGCGAAUCGGACAGUGACGAAACUGCCGCAUGACGGCUGACCGUUCGCUGACAGGGGCUGGUGGGGGUAGCAGACCGGGCCGAAGCGCAGGGAUUUCCGGGCAGUGUCCGCUCAACGUGCAAGGGUGGUAGCAGCAGCAGCCGCCAGUGACCGCCAGACUCUGCCGCCAUGUGGCUGCCUCUCCUGCUGUGCUUUCUGCCGCUGUUGACGCCGGCGGCGGGUCUGCCCGCCUGGAUGGACCACUCGCAAGUGCCCCCGGCUGACGACAUCCUCUCGAAGGAUGGCGACGACUUCGGCGAUAACAUGAGCGAGGGCGACGCCUACUGGGUGGAGCGCCUGCCGCCCGUAGGCUCUCGCCUGGCCCAGUACACACCCAUCGAGCUGACGCGUAGCCUGCCAUGGCAGGACACCGCCGCCCGCCGCCGACUCUACCAGCUGGUGCAGCGCCUGCAAACCGCCGCCCGCCGGCGCCUAGGAUGGCUUGUCCAGCCCUGGGGUGCCCACGACGCUCAGCCGCUCCCAGAGGACCCCCCUCUGCAGCACGCGUGGUACCCGCAUCAGGAGUUGGGGCCGUACGUCUUCAAAGACACUGCACCCGAUGAGGAUCAGCUGGACAGGGAACCCGGCAUUCAAAGCACUUCUCCAAGCCCAAUUCAUCCCUAUCAUGUCAUUACACAAAUGGCUGCCCAUUCGCAAGAUGAUCACGAUUCUACAAUUGACCUUCCCCUGGAGGAGUUUUCACCAAAACCGCUUAAGCCUCCGUUCACAUUAUCAAAAAAUCCAGUCUACCCUUAUUAUUCAAUUUCGCAAGUAUUCGCGCAGAAUCCAACUGGUGUCGAACUGACCAACCAGCAUGGAAUUCCUGUGAACAAUGCUGGUGUUGCAGACAACUUCAUACCUCCACCUCCAGUGCACAGUUCAAAUCAUCACGCAAUAACUGCAACAAUGAACCAUGAUGUGAAGCCUGCACAACAAAUCCCAAAUCACCUUCAAGCAAAUGUCUCCCUAAUACAUCAUACUUCAACUGAUGCAGCUCCUGUCACAGUUUCUUCGAUGGAGACCUCAUCGCAAAAUUCUACUGCUCCUCACUACAUUGUUGCGAAUACAUCUGCUCAUCCUGAUCUAAAUUCUACAUCUCAAACACAUACUGCGCAGCAGCUUACGACCACGCAUAGCGUUAUCAACAAUACUGAACCAACUGCUCACUCUUCAACCAAAGUUACAACAGUAAGUUCGGUCUAUCCUCUCCAUACAGUUACGUUUCCUAACACCAUUCACGAACCAAACGGAACUGAGCGAAUCACCGAACCUUCGGCAAAUCCUUUCUCAGAAACGCUGGCCACCACCCAAAGCAGUAAUUCCCCAGUAUCUCUCUCUCAUGAUACGAAACCGACAAUUCAGACAUCUACCGAUAAACCCCAUGCUGCUUACCUCAAUACUUCUAAUGAUAGUGGACCAGUGACCGAAAUAUCUUCACAGUACACUGUUUCAGAAUUAACCGCCUACAAUUUAACUUCGGCAGACCACAGCAUCAGCGACAUAAAUGUUACGUCAACUAUGCACAAUCUUAGUUCUGUGGAAAACAUUGGGAUUACCAUGCAGCCUUCGACGGACGAAAAUUCUCAAAAUCCUCAACAUACGUUGAUCACAAUCACUUCUAGUGACUCUGGUACAAACGUUGCUACUACUGAGGUAUUGGUGGAGAAUAUUUUAGGAGAUAUCACUGAAAAUUACUUUCCAAUUACUGUUACAUCAACUCACAAAGAUGAAAAACCAGGCGACGAUACCACUGACAAAACUGAUCGGCCGAUCCAUGAAGAGACCACCACAGCAACCCCAAUUGCAACGCAUAAAACUGUUGAACCGUUGAGUACUUCAGCAUUUGCAGUAACUGCUGCAACUGUUGGACCAAAUAAAGCAGCUGAACUUAAUGUAAGCAGUACGCAAUUACCUGAUCACGUGCAGAAUACACCAAACUAUUUUGGUGUGGAAUCACAUGAUACAUUUAUGACAAAUAACGACGCGAGUAUCCAUGAUAAAGAUGAUUUCAGUUUAAUCCAUUCUCCAGAAUUUACUCACAUAAUCUCUGACAUAAUUUAUAGCUCCGAGCUUAGUGCCUUCCAGCAUGCAGUAGGAUCUGCUCAUGGAAACAGCGCAGACUCCAGCACGAAUUCAUCGACGGAAUACGUCAACAAAUUCACAGUCCCAUCUGCAAAUAGCACUUCCACAGAAUUUUCAACGCUCGCAGAUGUACAGUAUGAUGUUGUGGCACACCCCUCAGACAAUCACGUUUACAAUGUGUCAACGGAUCAGGAAACAAGCCCCAUAGAAGUAGAAUUCUCAGACGAAUACGAAGACUCGCUUUCUGUACCAAUAAUAAACUUGCCUGAAGUGUCACUCCAGGUAGUAAGCGGUUUAGUGCCUGUUCUGACAGAAGAGACAACCACAGAGGCUGCAGAUACAGACGUUGUAGCCACAGUGCAGACCACCACUCCUUUUGAAAUCAGUCCAGAACAGACGUCCAAAGGUUUGUCGGUUGUAAAUGAGCUUGCGACGCCAGGGUUAUCGGAUGUGGUUCUGACGUCCACAGUCGUAUUGUCAGUACAGUCUGCCGAAAAGGUUACGACAGAAUCUCUGGUUGACGUACCUGAAUCCACAGCCUUUAAUGGGUCAGAGAUUUCGAAUGAGAGCCAAUCGACGUUUAUGAAUUCCGCAACGGAGUCAAUUACAUCACAAGCACCGGAAGAGCUUGAUAAUUCUCAGAGCAAUUGGAUGCCAACAACAGAUCCUAUGAUUAGUGGUGACGACGAUGUAUUAAUAGAAUGGAACAGUGACACUGAAUCAAUUCGCGAUACAACUGUGCUCUAUGAUACUACACAACCACAACCUGUAAUUACAGAUAAUGUGGAUAAGAUUGAUAAUUAUUCGACAGUUACUGAUAGCGCAAGCCGUUUGACGACAGUUCUAUACCAAGUCACCGACCAUACUGACCCAUCAUUUUCGCAAAACGAAGAUAAUGCUCACGGUACUUCAGUAGAAGUCCUCCCAACUGAAGAAGACGGUCUUGUUACUGAAGGAGCAACGCACGGUGCCCAAGUUCAGGAAGAAACUACUACUGAACCACAUGCUGUUGCUAACAGCGUGAGUUGGCAGGAAUUUUCAUCGACAUCUUACCCUGAAACCGGCGAAAGCACUGAAAGAGUACACUCAAGUGACAUAGUUACGACCGAGAAUGCCGGCACUCCUUACCUUCCAGACAUACAAGCAUCAGCGUCUGAAGAGAAUGUGGACAUCAACAAACAAACAAUAGUGGCUGCUCAAACCAACAAAGUACAAAACGGCGAGUAUGGAGUUACGGGAGUCGCAGAAGAUGUGACUCACGCAGACGGUUCAACGCACUACUAUGGCAAUCCAAAUGGUGUAUUUGGCGGAUAUGAAAUUCAGACGACGACAUUUGUUGGAACUUAUGAAACCACUGAUAGAACUUACAUAGUAGGCGACACCAUAGGUAACAGUUCCGUUACUCUGCCGUCAAAUACACAGGUCUAUCAGUCUGAAAAUAAUUCGCCUCUGAAACAACCAGAUGAGGGGAGCAUUACAGAUUACGGCGACGCCUAUGAACAUGUCGAUUCGUCACAUGUCACGACAUACGACGACGAAACAAUGGAAGCUACAUCAGGAUUAUCAGCAAACAGUGGCCAAAAACUUGAAACGGAACAUCCUGUUGAAUUCGAUGAACAUAAUUCACAUGACCCUCACCACAGUUCUCAACAUGAGACAUAUGUCCCACACCUUGGUUCUCAAGAAUAUGUGUACGACGCCACUUCUGAAGAUGAGUGGGUGUACAGUCAUGACAAUGGUUUUUAUGAACAUGAGGAAUCUAAUCCUCAGCAUAGUUCUUAUGACAUUGAGGCAUCUGACCCCCACCAUGGUUCUCCUGAAUAUGAAGCAUACGACUCCCAUCAUGGUUCUUAUGAACAGGUGUAUGACUAUCACAGUUCUCACGAACAUGAAGCAUAUGACCCCCACCAUGGUACUGAAGAACAUGAGGAUUAUGAACAUCAGAACAGUUCUCUAGAUGACACGAACAGCGAUGUGGAUGAAGACCCGAAGGAAAUAAUAUCUCCACCCUUCUUCACCACUGACAAAACGCUGAACUAUGAAAGUAGCUCAUUUCAUCCAGAGAGCAAUAAGAUGGCAUUAGAGGAAACGACCAUCAUAUCAGAAAUACACUUUCCUAGUGGAUAUAGCCCAUGGGAAAAGGAUGGAAUAGUUAAAAUUGAACUCCAGGAGCCGCAAUCACAAGAAGACAGUUCAGAAGCAGAAUUUACAACACUGACCUCAACAGACUAUUCACAUACUGAUGUCACAAAUAUUUUACAGGAAGAAGCUGCGUUUAGCUACGUAGAGAAUGACGGAAAUUAUCAACCACCUGCAGGAAAUCUGAAUACAGGAGACCACAGUGAAAUGACAAUAGUACCAACACUACAAAGUGAGCCAAGCAGUGAAAUUAUUGUACCACAGUACAUAGAUGUCCAAAAUGGCUCCACAGGAAAUGAGACUACAUCUUUCAUUGAAGAAUUUCACUUUCCCACAACAACGAAUAAACAAGAUGAAAUUAUUGAUGGAUAUUUGAAACCAGAGCUGUCGGCAAACGACCCUAAUAUUGCCCAGACGACCACUGUCGAUUUACCUGAAGCCAGCUCCCAACAGCAUAUGGUAACUGUCGAGAAGCUUACAGCAGCUGAUGACCACACAGAGUUAAACGAAGUAAAUUAUGUUUCACCUGUCGCUACCAGUAAUGAAAGUGGCGUGGACAAUGAGGGUACCACCUACACAAAUGAACAGACCAUUGUUUCUAUGCUGGAAGCAGAAACUACUACGUUAGUCAUGACUUCGCUAUCAAACCAAAGUUAUUCAUUAGUGGAAUCAGGUGAGAUCAGUGGUUUCCCUACUGAAAGUACAUCCCACAUACAAAAUGAAGCAGCAAAGGGGAACUAUGUCACAGAUCAGACAGAAUUAAUAACGGAACUGUCGUUCCAGCCGGAGGACAAUAUUGCAGGCAGUACAGUUGAAAAUUUGAUAGAUCGCACUAUCAGCUCGGUAAUGACUAUAAUCUCUCAAGCUCAAGAACUCACUACAGCAGGAAGUACAAUAUCAGAAGAGCAAGGACGUCUUGUAGACCACCAUCACAAUCAUCAGGUGAUACCAGACGCAUCAGAAUAUGUUACUGUGAUUUCACCAUCUUGGACAAAGCCAGCAGUUCAUGACCCAAACAAAGAACACUUAACUGGAGAAUCUACAUAUGGCUCCAAUACACAGGCUGGCUCCCAUGAACAGCAUGCACAAGUUACAGGACAACUAAAUGUUCACCAUGACACAACACUAAUAAAAAACGAAACUCCACUCUCUGAAAAUCAUCACCACGAAGAUGCUCACUAUCACAAAGAUGACGAUGAUUUUGGUCAUUACCACACAGCUGAUGAUUUAGAUCAUGGUAAGUAUGACGACGAUGAUCAUGACCACAAGCAUGGCGACGACGACCACCACCACAAGCAUGAGGAUGGCGACGACGGCGACCACCACCACAAGCAUGAGGAUGGCGACGACGGCGACCACCACCACAAGCAUGAGGAUGGCGACGAUGGCGACCACCACCACAAGCAUGAGGAUGGCGACGACGACGGCGACCACCACCACAAGCAUGAGGAUGGCGACGACGACGGCGACCACCACCACAAGCAUGAGGAUGGCGACGACGACGGCGACCACCACCACAAGCAUGAGGAUGGCGACGACGACGGCGACCACCACCACAAGCAUGAGGAUGGCGACGACGACGGCGACCACCACCACAAGCAUGAGGAUGGCGACGACGACGGCGACCACCACCACAAGCAUGAGGAUGGCGACGACGACGGCGACCACCACCACAAGCAUGAGGAUGGCGACGACGACGGCGACCACCACCACAAGCAUGAGGAUGGCGACGACGACGGCGACCACCACCACAAGCAUGAGGAUGGCGACGACGACGGCGACCACCACCACAAGCAUGAGGAUGGCGACGACGACGGCGACCACCACCACAAGCAUGAGGAUGGCGACGACGACGGCGACCACCACCACAAGCAUGAGGAUGGCGACGACGACGGCGACCACCACCACAAGCAUGAGGAUGGCGACGACGACGGCGACCACCACCACAAGCAUGAGGAUGGCGACGACGACGGCGACCACCACCACAAGCAUGAGGAUGGCGACGACGACGGCGACCACCACCACAAGCAUGAGGAUGGCGACGACGACGGCGACCACCACCACAAGCAUGAGGAUGGCGACGACGACGGCGACCACCACCACAAGCAUGAGGAUGGCGACGACGACGGCGACCACCACCACAAGCAUGAGGAUGGCGACGACGACGGCGACCACCACCACAAGCAUGAGGAUGGCGACGACGACGGCGACCACCACCACAAGCAUGAGGAUGGCGACGACGACGGCGACCACCACCACAAGCAUGAGGAUGGCGACGACGACGGCGACCACCACCACAAGCAUGAGGAUGGCGACGACGACGGCGACGACCACCACAAGCAUGAGGAUGGCGACGACGACGGCGACGACCACCACAAGCAUGAGGAUGGCGACGACGACGGCGACGACCACCACAAGCAUGAGGAUGGCGACGACGACGGCGACCACCACCACCACCACCAUGAAGGUGAAAAUGAUGAUCACGACCAUGAGGAUGUGGAUGAGCCUGUAGCUGACAACACUGAGCAGGUCACAGAAGUUGUCACUGCUUUCACCAUGGAGCCUUCGGUCGCCACCACAGAGCCACCUCUGGAUAGUACUACAGAGCAGGCCUUACUGGCUGUUUCUGCUGCCAUUACCAUGGAAGAGGCCCCAUUCAUUACCUUAGGGGAGGCAGGGGAAGCUGUCCCCACAACCACGACUGAGGAGGUUGGAAGAUCCGUUACCACAACCACCACUGAGGAGAAUGAGGUGAUGGUCACAACCAGCAUGACUGAGUAUGAUGAAGUCACCAACACAACCAUGAGCAACUGGACUGGAAUGGCAUUCACAAUCAUAGCCACGACUGAGGAGGUUGGAGAGGCAAUCAUUGCUGCAACCUCGACUGAGGAGUUUGGAGACAUUGUGGCCACUGCUGCCACUACAGAGGAGGCUGGAGACAUCGUCACCACUACAGAGGUGGCUGGAGAGGUCGUCACCGCUGCUGCCACUACAGAGGUGGCUGGAGAGGUCGUCACCGCUGCUGCCACUACAGAGGUGGCUGGAGAGGUCGUCACCGCUGCUGCCACUACAGAGGUGGCUGGAGAGGUCGUCACCGCUGCUGCCACUACAGAGGUGGCUGGAGAGGUCGUCACAGCUGCUGCCACUACAGAGGUGGCUGGAGAGGUCGUCACCGCUGCUGCCACUACAGAGGUGGCUGGAGAGGUCGUCACCGCUGCUGCCACUACAGAGGUGGCUGGAGAGGUCGUCACCGCUGCUGCCACUACAGAGGUGGCUGGAGAGGUCGUCACCGCUGCUGCCACUACAGAGGUGGCUGGAGAGGUCGUCACCGCUGCUGCCACUACAGAGGUGGCUGGAGAGGUCGUCACCGCUGCUGCCACUACAGAGGUGGCUGGAGAGGUCGUCACUGCUGCUGCCACUACAGAGGUGGCUGGAGAGGUCGUCACUGCUGCUGCCACUACAGAGGUGGCUGGAGAGGUCGUCACUGCUGCUGCCACUACAGAGGUGGCUGGAGAGGUCGUCACUGCUGCUGCCACUACAGAGGUGGCUGGAGAGGUCGUCACUGCUGCUGCCACUACAGAGGUGGCUGGAGAGGUCGUCACCGCUGCUGCCACUACAGAGGUGGCUGGAGAGGUCGUCACCGCUGCUGCCACUACAGAGGUGGCUGGAGAGGUCGUCACCGCUGCUGCCACUACAGAGGUGGCUGGAGAGGUCGUCACCGCUGCUGCCACUACAGAGGUGGCUGGAGAGGUCGUCACCGCUGCUGCCACUACAGAGGUGGCUGGAGAGGUCGUCACCGCUGCUGCCACUACAGAGGUGGCUGGAGAGGUCGUCACCGCUGCUGCCACUACAGAGGUGGCUGGAGAGGUCGUCACCGCUGCUGCCACUACAGAGGUGGCUGGAGAGGUCGUCACCGCUGCUGCCACUACAGAGGUGGCUGGAGAGGUCGUCACUGCUGCUGCCACUACAGAGGUGGCUGGAGAGGUCGUCACUGCUGCUGCCACUACAGAGGUGGCUGGAGAGGUCGUCACUGCUGCUGCCACUACAGAGGUGGCUGGAGAGGUCGUCACCGCUGCUGCCACUACAGAGGUGGCUGGAGAGGUCGUCACCGCUGCUGCCACUACAGAGGUGGCUGGAGAGGUCGUCACCGCUGCUGCCACUACAGAGGUGGCUGGAGAGGUCGUCACCGCUGCUGCCACUACAGAGGUGGCUGGAGAGGUCGUCACCGCUGCUGCCACUACAGAGGUGGCUGGAGAGGUCGUCACCGCUGCUGCCACUACAGAGGUGGCUGGAGAGGUCGUCACCGCUGCUGCCACUACAGAGGUGGCUGGAGAGGUCGUCACCGCUGCUGCCACUACAGAGGUGGCUGGAGAGGUCGUCACCGCUGCUGCCACUACAGAGGUGGCUGGAGAGGUCGUCACCGCUGCUGCCACUACAGAGGUGGCUGGAGAGGUCGUCACCGCUGCUGCCACUACAGAGGUGGCCGGAGAGGUCGUCACCGCUGCGACUGUGCCCUUAGCUGCAGAGGCUGGGGAGCUUGUAGCCACUGCAGCUAUGACACAGGAGGCUGAAGAAUCCAUCACCACUUCUGCCAUGACUGAGGAGACUCGAGAGGCCUUCACUGCUGUGACUAUGGCCACAGUAGAGGAGCCUGGAGAGACUGCCGCCGCCGCAACCACGACCAUGACUGAGGUGGCUGCAGAGGCCAUAGCCACUGCGAGCAUGACGGAGGAGUUCACAGAGGAAGCUGCCGUAUCUGAUAUGCAUACUGGCCCUGGGAGUGCACGGGGUAUGGUGGAGCUAAAUUCCCUUCAUGAUGUCUAUAUCAAUAAAGGUGUAACUGAGAAAGUUGUGAGUGAAGAUCAUACUAGUGAAUCAAUCAAUGAAAUAGACACUUUUGUUACUCUGCAGACUGCUUCUGACUCAGAUUGGACUACAACAGACGGUGUCAUAUCACUUGACAGGAGCAUAGAGUCGGCUAUCACUGAGAAGCCAAAGAUACCUGUUUCAGAAUCAUACACCGACAGACCACCUGUUUUUCCAUCACCUGACUCGACUCUUCCUCACGUAGGCACUACUAAUGAUAGAGAUGGGGGACUAGCAAGAAAUGUGUCAAUAUACCAUACAACUGGACACGCUGACGAAAAAUUGGUACAUAAAGAGCUCGUCAAAGAAGCGGAACAGCGCAUCGUACAAGUGACGCCUGCUCUAACAUUACUGCUCCAUCGCCUGCUCGCUGAAAAUGAGCCAACAGUUUUGUCGGCCUCUAGUGACAGACUGGGGAAGAUUCUACAUUUCGCAAAGUCAAAGCUAGAAGAAAAGGCCCGAGAUUUCAAAUUACCAGUACACAAGGACGUUUCUGGCGAAAGUGACACAGUAGCAGGACCAAUAUCGGUUAGGCAAUUUGGCAGUGAAACGGGGACAGAAGAGACACCUGCUGACGAGACUGCGACAGAAAUGAACGGAGAAUACAUAGAGCUGACGGCAGAGGACGUCCUGCUCCUCAUUCCUAUCAUAAUAGAGGAACUGAAGAACGGAGUGAUGACAGCAGAGGAGCAAGAACUGUUCCGAGGGGUUUUCGGAGAUCUGUGGCCCAUCAUCGUCGCAGAGGCCGCCGCUAGAAGGCACAGGGACGAGAUGGCGGCCGCCCGCCCGAGGGAGAACGCUCCAGCAGGGUCAGCAGAGGCGAGGCGGCGGCGCUCGGCCUCCAUCCGCAGCCUACUGUUCGGGGAGUCGGGGACGGCCAAGAUCAGCUCCAGUGGCGCAGUGGAGAGCCACCGAGGGGCGCCGCUCCUGUCUGAGGAAGUGCUCUUCUACGAAGGGGCCGACAACGGCGCGGAGGCGGUGGACACGAGACCACGUGGCAGACCCAGCAGUCAGCAGCGCCGGCGCCACCACCAUCGCCAACCCAGAGAGGACGUAGCUGCGCCGGCUGCUUGA